GAUUUGAUCUGGAGGAGAUGAGUAAGAAUUAGUUGCUUCAGUUCUUCUUUUAUUUCUCUCCCUCUUUAGAACAAUUUGCAAUCAGUGAAAAGAUGUCAUUGGAAGAAAGCAGGAGGCCUUUCAGGGGGUCACUGGGAACUGAAGAGGGCUCCACUCGUGUGAUCACUAUUGUCUUUAUCGCACUCCUGAUAGAUCUCUUGGGUUUCACCCUCAUCCUGCCGCUCCUUCCUUCAAUACUGGAUUAUUACAGCAAGAAUGAUGAUGGUUUCUACAUGACAUUGCAGAAUGGGGUGGACUGGUUCACUGAAGUGGUGGGUGUGCCUGUUGAAAGGAAGUACAACAGCGUCUUAUUUGGAGGUCUGAUUGGCUCCAUAUUUUGCUUCCUUCAGUUUCUUGCCUCUCCACUAACUGGUGCUGCAUCUGAUUACUUUGGAAGAAGACCAGUCAUGUUGUUGACUGUGGUUGGUCUGAUAGCAUCAUAUUCCUUGUGGGCCGUUUCCAGGAGCUUUCAGCUAUUUAUUUUCUCUAGAGUCAUUGGUGGAAUAAGCAAAGGUAAUGUCAGCCUUUCCACUGCCAUAAUUGCUGACUUGCCGUGUCCAAAAGUUCGAAGCAGAGGCAUGGCUAUGAUUGGUGUGGCUUUCUCCUUGGGUUUUACGCUUGGUCCUAUGCUUGGAGCAUACCUCGCCAUGGAGACAGAAAACGGAGAACUCUUCUAUGUCAGAUCUGCUACAUUUGCUGUCAUCUUUGCGAUUACUGACUUGGCUUUCAUCUUCAUCUUGUUGCCAGAGACGCUCCCAAAAGAAAAGCGGAUGUCCUCUGUGAUAUGUGGUUUUAAGUCAGCAGGUGGCCUGAUCAAUCCUUGGGCUUUAUUCCAGUUUUCUGCAGUAAGCCAAGGAAUGGAAACCCCUUCAAAAGAGAAUCUCAAGAUCCUAGGCCUGGUGUAUUUCCUGUAUCUCUUCCUGUUCUCUGGCCUGGAAUACACACUGAGUUUUCUUGUUCAUCAACACUUCCAGUUCAGCAGUAUGGAGCAAGGGAAGAUGUUUUUCUUCAUUGGAAUUACAAUGGCUGUGAUCCAGGGAGGUUACACUCGCCAAAUUAAGCCAGGAAAUGAACUAAAGAUUGUUAAAAGGGCAAUAAUGCUGUCAGCACCUGCUUUCCUUUUAAUUGGCUGGAGUGGUAAUGUGAUUGUCCUCAGCACAGGACUCGUGUUGUACUCUUUUGCGGCCGCUGUGGUUGUUCCUUGUUUGUCUGCAGUCGUGUCUGGCUAUGGAUUAGCAAGCCAAAAAGGAACAGUAAUGGGGAUCUUAAGAAGUCUGGGGGCCCUUGCAAGAACUGUUGGACCAAUCGUGUCAGCAACAGUAUACUGGCUGGCAGGAGCUGAAAUUUGUUUCAGUGUUUGUGCCUUUUUGUUCCUGCUCCCCUUCAUUCUGCUUCGAUACAUUCAAGAGCAAAUGAAAGAGAAAUAAGCAACUGUGACUACUAUUUUUCAAGAAACUCCAGAAAUAAUGCCAAAGUGGAUUUCCAAGUCACCAUUUUGUCGAACAUCAUACUGUUUUAUAACUUCAUAUUGGUUUGAUAUCCUAGAAAGCUAACUAGAGGAUCAGUUAUAAUGUCUUCCACAUUGUCCCCAUUAGGACUUUGUACUUAUGUAUGGUUUGGGCACUCAAAUAAGCUGUUUGAAAAAAGAAAGAUUUUUAUUCAAUGAAACAAAAGAAUGCCCACAAAUAUGUGAAAAUUAUAGUGCACAGUGUAUGUAUGUGUAUAUAGAGGUGGGGAGAGAGAGAGAGACAGAGAGAGAGAGACCCUGUUCAGGCAUUUGGCUUGAACAUGUGAGGGCUUAAAUUGCCUU
Molecule: messenger RNA, 1849 nt
Organism: Elgaria multicarinata webbii
Lineage: Eukaryota; Metazoa; Chordata; Lepidosauria; Squamata; Anguidae
Gene: SLC75A1
Product: major facilitator superfamily domain containing 10
Exons: 12
Coding region: 93-1466 (457 amino acids)
Biological process (GO): transmembrane transport
Cellular component (GO): brush border membrane
Molecular function (GO): transmembrane transporter activity
Source: RefSeq, a predicted model, not a curated record